GACAACAAGAUGGCGGCGGCGGCGGGUCCGGCGGGCGCUGAGAGUCGCGUGUUGGGCUAUAGCCUGCACCGCUGGAGCAGCUUCUCUUCCACCUACCUGCCCGAGAAUAUCUUGGUGGAUAGGCCAAAUGAUCAAUCCUCAAGAUGGUCUUCAGAAAGCAAUUAUCCUCCCCAGUAUUUGAUUCUGAAGCUUGAAAGACCUGCCAUAGUCCAGAGCAUCACAUUUGGCAAAUAUGAAAAAACACAUGUCUGCAAUUUAAAGAAGUUUAAAGUCUUUGGUGGGAUGAAUGAGGAAAAUAUGACAGACCUCUUAUCCAGUGGCUUAAAGAAUGAUUAUAACAAAGAAACAUUCACCUUGAAGCAUAAAAUUGAUGAACAGAUGUUCCCCUGUCGAUUCAUUAAGAUAGUUCCACUCUUAUCCUGGGGACCUAGCUUCAAUUUUAGUAUCUGGUAUGUUGAACUAAAUGGCAUUGAUGAUCCAGAUGUGGUCCAGCCGUGCCUCAACUGGUACAGCAAGUACCGUGAACAGGAAGCCAUUCGCCUUUGCCUAAAGCAUUUUCGGCAGCACAACUACACCGAGGCUUUCGAGUCGCUGCAGAAGAAAACCAAGAUUGCUCUGGAGCACCCCAUGUUGACAGACCUGCAUGACAAACUGGUGUUGAAGGGGGACUUCGAUGCUUGUGAAGAGCUGAUAGAAAAAGCUGUGAAUGAUGGCUUGUUCAACCAGUAUAUCAGUCAGCAAGAGUACAAACCUCGCUGGGGGCAGAUUAUCCCCAAAAGCACCAAAGGUGAUGGGGAAGACAGUCGGCCAGGGAUGAGAGGUGGCCAUCAGAUGGUUAUAGAUGUGCAGACAGAAACUGUUUAUUUGUUUGGUGGCUGGGAUGGAACUCAGGAUCUGGCUGACUUCUGGGCAUACAGUGUGAAGGAAAACCAGUGGACCUGUAUAUCCAGGGAUACUGAGAAAGAGAGUGGUCCCAGUGCCAGGUCCUGUCACAAGAUGUGCAUUGACAUCCAGCGGCGGCAGAUCUACACGCUGGGGCGGUACCUGGAUUCCUCUGUGAGGAACAGCAAGUCCCUGAAAAGUGACUUCUACCGCUACGACAUCGACACCAACACCUGGAUGUUGCUGAGCGAGGACACUGCAGCAGAUGGAGGCCCCAAGCUGGUGUUUGAUCAUCAGAUGUGCAUGGAUUCUGAAAAACACAUGAUCUACACUUUUGGAGGCCGAAUUCUGACCUGCAAUGGCAGUGUGGAUGACAGCAGAGCCAGUGAGCCCCAGUUCAGUGGCUUGUUUGCUUUUGACUGCCAGUGCCAGACGUGGAAACUUCUGAGGGAGGAUUCCUGCAACGCCGGACCCGAGGAUAUCCAGUCCCGGAUAGGACACUGCAUGUUGUUCCAUUCUAAAAACCGCUGCUUAUACGUAUUUGGUGGCCAGAGAUCAAAGACUUAUUUGAAUGACUUCUUCAGUUAUGAUGUGGACAGUGACCACGUGGACAUUAUCUCAGAUGGCACGAAGAAAGAUUCAGGGAUGGUUCCAAUGACAGGUUUCACUCAAAGGGCCACCAUUGAUCCUGAAUUGAAUGAAAUCCACGUCUUAUCAGGGCUCAGUAAGGACAAAGAGAAGAGGGAAGAGAACGUAAGGAAUUCCUUCUGGAUUUAUGACAUUGUGAGGAACAGCUGGUCUUGUGUGUAUAAGAAUGACCAAGCAGCAAAAGAGAAUCCAGGUAAAAGCCUUCAGGAAGAGGAGCCCUGCCCAAGGUUUGCCCAUCAGCUGGUGUACGAUGAGUUGCACAAGGUUCAUUACUUAUUUGGAGGGAAUCCUGGUAAAUCCUGCUCUCCAAAGAUGAGAUUAGAUGAUUUCUGGUCUCUGAAGCUCUGUCGACCUUCAAAGGAAUACCUGCUAAGACACUGCAAAUACCUCAUCAGAAAGCACAGGUUUGAAGAGAAAGCUCAGACUGACCCUCUUAGUGCACUGAAGUACCUGCAGAAUGAUUUAUAUGUAACUGUGGAUCACUCGGACCCUGAGGAGACAAAGGAGUUUCAGCUUCUUGCCUCAGCAUUAUUUAAAUCUGGCUCGGAUUUCACGACUCUUGGAUUUUCAGAUGUUGACCACACGUAUGCCCAGAGAACUCAGCUGUUUGACACGUUAGUCAACUUCUUCCCAGACAACAUGACCCCUCCUAAAGGCAACCUGGUGGACCUCAUCACGCUGUAACGGAGCAAUCACUGGACACAUGGAAGAGGGGAAAAGCAUCCAUUUUCAGUAUUUUAAUUUUUUUACUGCAUUGAUUGACUGCUGGGAUGAAGUUAAUAUAGUAACCCCUAGGUGUUUGAAAGGGGUUUUAUACUUGUAUGGUGAAUCCCUGGAGCUUUUCCCUUGGAGUAGGUUAAUAAAAUGUAACUGACGUACUUCUGACUAAAUAUAUAUAUUUUUUCUGACUUUGGAUUUUGAGUUAGCAAAUGUAAGAUGAAAAGGUGGGGGAAAAAGAAAAAGAAAUAAAACCCAGUCAUGCAGUGAUCUUUUUGCCUAUGGGGGAAAAUUUGAGAUUUGUGAGUUGUCUGGGAUUAAAGAUGAUGGGUUUUAUUUUGUGUUUCCUGAGGAAGAGGGGGAAGAGGUUUUUCUUUCCUCAUUUGUAGCUAGUCACGAUGUAUUGCUUUAUCCUACAACUCCAUCCUCAGCAGCUGCAUAGCUUGGUGGCAGGACACUGGCACGUGUUGAGAUGAUGUAAUUUGUGUCCUGAGUCUUGUACUCACGGUGUGUCAUGGGAAGGUGAGCGUGUGUUCCAAACCGUCUGUCUCCCCUUCCCAGACAUGUGCUGACAGUCGUGUCUAAUUGCUUCUGAGACUCCAUCUAAACUCACUACCUACAUCCCUGUCUCCUGCUCUCUGGAGCCUUCCACUUAAACCUGGCAGGCAAGAGGGAACCUCGGAGAUACAGCUGGAAAAUGGGAGUGCGGUCACCGCCCGCACGAGCCCCUUUUCAGGGAUUGAUCUCUUUGCUGCUGUGCUCAUCCACUGAGAAACCCUGUGGGUCCUCGGCGAGCCUGGCAGAGCUGGGUCUUCCACCACACACACCCCUGCAACCUGACCCCAGCAUUUCUGAAGCAGAUUGUCUUCAUUUCCGUGUGCUUCUGUGUGUGUUUGUCCAUGUGUACAUGUACAGGGCGUUGCUGCCAACAGCUUGUCUCCUUCCCCUGUAGUGCAGCUCCCUUGUCAAUGCAUUUUAGACCUCAGUCUGAAUGUGAGGGAGGCCUUCUUAGCAUAAAUCUCUGAAAAUGAGCUGAUGUGUAUGUAUAGAAAAUGUAUUCUUCCUUUUGAUGAAAUCCUUCUUUAUAAACACUGUAAGGGCUUGGUGCUGCACUGUGAGGUGGAAUGGAGGACAUGCAUACCCAGCAUUAGAAACUCUGCAUUCAGUGUCUGUGAGCAUUCAGUACACACUGGCAGAUGUAAAUAUUUAUAUGAAACUGCAAAACUUUCUGUCCAGCAGUGUUCAUGCCACUCGUUGUUGCACCCGCUGUGGCUCCUGUUGAACUUGAUGGAAGUCCUGUGUGUGCAAAGAUGAUUUGGACUCUUGAAAUAAAGAGUUAGUCAAGUGUCUUUUUCAGA
Messenger RNA from Sturnus vulgaris (Common starling), 3605 nucleotides. RefSeq names its product muskelin 1 (gene MKLN1). The record is from RefSeq and is a predicted model, not a curated record. Gene Ontology annotation, cellular component: cytoplasm. Gene Ontology annotation, molecular function: protein binding. NCBI's taxonomy places the organism in Eukaryota, Metazoa, Chordata, Aves, Passeriformes, Sturnidae.